GUGUGCAGCAUAACGACUUUCAGUUAAAAACACAGAACUGGGCGAGGUCUGUGACUACUGUUUGUGUGCUCGCGUUGGAAAAAAAACAUACAAAUUAAUCCGUUCAUAUGCUGUAUAUUUUCAUAAAAAAAAAAACCUUUGUAUUAUGAGUGAGUACGAGUAAAAAUGAUUUUAGGGACUUUGGUUUUCUUCAGUGUGUUGAAUGGUGGUCUCGCUAUUGAGACACAUGGAGUUUCGGUGAUCGAGGGAGAUUCUGUCACCUUGAACACAGAUGUUAAAGUACAGAAAGAAGAUCAUAUCCUAUGGACAUUUGGACCUCAGAGUGCGCAAAUAGCCGAAAUAAUUCAAAUGGAAUGCUUCGUUUUUGUCCUCGACGAUUGGAUAUUCAAAGAGAAGCUACAUAUGGACAAUCAAACCGGGUCUCUGACCAUCAGAAACAUCAGAUCUGAACACGCUGGACUCUACCAGCUGCAGAUCACCAGGCCGAGUUCAAAAGUCUCACUGAAGAGAUUCAAUGUUACUGUGUAUGUUCCUCUUCCUAUUCCCGUUAUCAGCAGAGACGAUUCGCGUUGUUCUUCAUCCUCAUCCGGAUGUUCAUCGGGUCCUAAAUGCCUCCUGCUGUGUUCGGUGGUGAACGUGGGUCAUGGGACUCUCUCCUGGUACAAAGGAAACCGUUUAUUGUUCGUGUCUGAUCUCAGCACGAGUCUCUCUGUUCCUCUGGAGGUGGAGUGUCUGGAUGAUUCCUACAGCUGUGUCGUGGCAUAUUCAUUCACAAACCGGUCUAAACGACUCACUGAACUCUGUCUGACAUGUUCAGAACUCCGCCGGCAUGAAUUUUGGAUACUGCUUAUAACAUUGGGAUUUCUGCUGUUAGCCUUGCUGAUUGUACCAGUCUGUCGGUGUUUAGAGUGCUAUUAAAAAAAGAAAAGAAAGCUAAUGGGACAAAGGAAACAAUACACUUGACUGACAUGCAACACUGAUAAACUCUCUCAUUGCUGCAUUUGUUGUCUGGAUUUGACUAACCAUUCAUUCAGAGGAAAACUAUUACGGUCGUGCAUCUUCAAACAGAACAAUGAUUGAAACCAGCCUCUGUGUUUUAUGGAAGAUUUCAUUCUUUCAGGGAGCUAAGCAAGAAAUUGCUUUCUGUAUAAUUGUGGGUUCAUACCAGACCCACAAGACAGGUAUUAAUAUGCACUUCGAAAUUCAAAUUCUCCUACUUAAAGCAUUUUUUUGGUUAAAAAUGAUCCAAAAACACUACUAAUGUUUGUAUUAUUUGUCCUUGGAAUUGUGUGUAAGACAGUGUUUUAUUUCUGUUUGUAUAUAGUUUUUACGUUCUGUUUCUGUGUUGUAACAAAAUAUGAUGGUGGAAUUAACGUCAAGUUAUUAAAGAGUACAUCAUUUUGA
Molecule: messenger RNA, 1404 nt
Organism: Puntigrus tetrazona (Sumatra barb)
Lineage: Eukaryota; Metazoa; Chordata; Actinopteri; Cypriniformes; Cyprinidae
Exons: 5
Coding region: 166-918 (250 amino acids)
Source: RefSeq, a predicted model, not a curated record